This is a messenger RNA of Trichophyton rubrum CBS 118892, 984 nucleotides long. RefSeq lists its product as uncharacterized. The record is from RefSeq and is a predicted model, not a curated record. Gene Ontology annotation, molecular function: protein binding. Lineage: Eukaryota; Fungi; Ascomycota; Eurotiomycetes; Onygenales; Arthrodermataceae. The transcript has 3 exons. Bases 1 to 984 code for a protein of 327 amino acids.
AUGGGGUGCUGCUUCUCUCGAGACGCCAACAGCUCGCCGUAUCCAGGCUCUACGGCCGGCCAGCAUGGUGACUCGUCUCACCAGAUCAACAUCAACACCGCCGGCCACCGCCAUGACCAGACAGAGCGGCCGUCGCCAAACGGCGGCCUCUCGCACGCUGCCUCAGAUGCCUCCUCUGCCACCCCUCGACCAUCUCGCUCAGCCGCCCGUCGCGGCGUCCCGCUGAACGAGCACUUCAACCAGCCCAUCCGCCCGCACGUCUGGAAGAGCAAACGCCGCACCUGGACCCGCGCAACCAUCGACAGGGAGCGGGAAGUCUUCUUCGAUACCAGGGUCGCCGGCCGACCAGAGAUAUGGGCUGCUCUGUCCACCGCCCUCUCCCUGCUGCGGGACGGGGACGUCCAGACCGCCCAGGGCAUCAUCGACGCAGCUGGCAUCACCAUUCCAACAGGCGACGUCUGCGAGGGAUGCUACGACGAGAGCGGGGCGCUGUACAAGUUUCCAGAAGCUAUUGUGUCUGAUCCCGUAAACCUGGCGGAUGACGACCAUGCUGCCGAGGAGGCCUUCAAGUGUGAUACUGGCGCUGACCUGGACGGUGAUGCAGACGGUGAUGCAGACGGUGAUACAGCUGGCGACGAGACGUCUACUGCAAAGUUGGUGCUGGGCACCGGUUCCUCUGACGACCUGUUGGACAAGGAAAAGGAACGCAGGCGGGAAGAGAAGGGGAAGCGAAACGAACGAGACAUGGUCAAGGUCACUGCUCGGCUGAGCGAUCGCGGCGGACCAGAUGUAGUCGUGAGCAUCGGCAAGGAGCAAACCGUUGCCGCCCUUGUUCGGAAGAUCCAGGCUGAAGCUAGACUCCCUUCCAAUACCCGCAUCCAGAUCGUAUAUCUGGGCAAGUUCUUCAGAGACAGCCAGACACUACUUGAACAGGGCUGGAAAGAAGGCAACGUCGUAAACGCGUACGUUAGGGUUUCGAAAUGA